AGUGUGCAGCGGACAGAGGUGUUUGUUCUCUGAAUUUCUUGUGUUUCCUCGCUCCCCCGAACUUGUUUCUCUGUUCGUCCCGAAAAGUGUCUCUGAAGAGCCAUGGAGGACGUGACAGGAGCGCAGCUGAUUGCCGAGUCUUUAAAGGCCCAGAAUGUGGAGUACAUGUUUGGGAUAGUUGGUGUUCCUGUUAUUGAAGUGGCCAUGGCUGCUCAGGCUGCUGGCAUCAAAUAUGUGGGAAUGCGCAACGAACAAGCGGCAUGCUACGCAGCCUCCGCCAUUGGUUACCUCACUGGGAGACCCGGUGCCUGCCUCGUGGUAUCUGGACCUGGAUUAAUUCAUGCGCUGGGUGGAAUGGCUAACGCUAACAUGAACUGCUGGCCUGUUGUUGUUAUCGGAGGAUCCUCCGAUAGAAACCAAGAAACAGCAGGAGCAUUCCAGGAGUUUCCUCAGGUGGAAGCGUGUCGCCUUUAUAGCAAGUUCUCUGCGAGACCAAGCAGUCUGGCAGCCAUACCCUCCGUGAUAGAGAAGGCAGUUCGCACUAGCAUGUAUGGGCGUCCAGGUGCUUGUUAUGUGGACAUCGCAGGGGACAUGGUCAAUGCUAAGGUGGAAAGGAGCACAGUCAGACUUGUUUCCUGUUGUCCACCUCCUCCAGUGAGUUUGGCCGACCACAGUGCAAUCACUGAGGCCAUUUCUGUCUUGAAAGCGGCUAAAAGACCCUUAGUCGUAAUUGGCAAAGGAGCAGCUUAUGGUCAAGCAGAAAUUGCUCUUAAGGGGUUUGUGGAAAUGACUGGUUUACCUUUCCUGCCCACCCCGAUGGGUAAAGGAGUGCUGCCUGAUGAUCACCCCAACUGUGUGGCUGCUGCCCGCUCAAGAGCUCUUCUCCAGGCUGAUGUCGUACUUCUGCUUGGAGCCAGACUCAAUUGGAUUCUGCAUUUUGGUCUGCCACCAAGAUUUGACCCUGAGGUCAAAGUCAUCCAGGUUGACCUUUGUGCUGAGGAGAUGGGAAACAAUGUUAGGCCUGCUGUUGCUCUCCUAGGAGACAUCAAUGCUAUUGUCAUUCAGCUUCUGACGUGUGUUCGUAAAGAUGUCUGGAAAUAUCCCCCCGAUACAGAGUGGUGGAGCACACUAAAGGACAAAAUUGUCGCUAAUGCAAAAAUAUCAAAGGCACUUGCUCUUCAGUCAACGAUGCCCAUGAAUUACUACACGGUGUUUCACCACGUCUCCCAGCUGCUGCCACGUGACUGCAUCAUCGUCAGCGAGGGGGCAAACACCAUGGACAUAGGACGCACCAUGAUAAACAACUACCUACCUCGACACAGGUUGGAUGCUGGCACCUUUGGAACAAUGGGAGUGGGCCUUGGAUUUGCGAUAGCCGCAGCUGCUUUGGAGAGGAGCGAGAAAAAAGGCACAAGGAUUGUCUGUGUGGAAGGAGACAGCGCUUUUGGAUUUUCUGGCAUGGAGGUUGAAACCAUGUGCAGGUAUAACCUACCCGUGGUUAUUAUUGUGGUUAAUAAUAAUGGCAUAUACAGCGGAGUGGAUCCUGAAACAUGGAAAGAAAUGGCAAAAAUGGGAGAUCUGACCUCUAUAGCCCCUCCUGUGACCCUCUUACCUGAGGCACGUUAUGAUGAGAUCAUGACAGCGUUUGGGGGUCGAGGCUUCCUGGUGAGGACGGUGCAGGAGCUGCGCAGUGCCUUGCACGUCAGUCUGAAUGACUGGGAGCGGCCGAGUCUACUCAACGUGCUGAUUGACCCUUCCUCUGACAGAAAACAGCAGGAGUUUCCGUGGCUCACACGCGCAAACCUAUAGACUUGAAGAGUGAUCGACCUCCUGCUUCCUUCAGAACACAAAACAGCGGUGAUAUCUCAAACUGGGAAAACAUGGUUUUUGUGAUUGUUUCUAUGGAAUAACAGAUUAUUUUUAUUGAUUCUGAUGACACUGAAUAAUGUUAAAAUGAGUUAAUACCUAAAUAAAUAGUUUUUACACAGUA
This is a messenger RNA of Solea solea (common sole), 1990 nucleotides long. It is a transcript of the gene hacl1, whose product is annotated as 2-hydroxyacyl-CoA lyase 1. Gene Ontology annotation, molecular function: magnesium ion binding; catalytic activity; thiamine pyrophosphate binding. Gene Ontology annotation, cellular component: peroxisome. Gene Ontology annotation, biological process: fatty acid alpha-oxidation. The transcript is spliced from 17 exons. Bases 103 to 1809 code for a protein of 568 amino acids. Lineage: Eukaryota; Metazoa; Chordata; Actinopteri; Pleuronectiformes; Soleidae. The record is from RefSeq and is a predicted model, not a curated record.